AUGUCACAGUACAUCCCGUACGGUGGGUUCAACUGGGUCGAACCCAACUUGAAUGGAUUAGAUGAUUUAAACGAUAGCUCACCCAGAGGACGGGUGUAUGAGGUAGACGUGGUGUAUCCUGAAAGUUUGCACAAUCAACACAAUGACUUACCUUUCUUACCGCAAAGCAGUGUGCCAAGUGGUUCGAAGGUGCAAAAAUUGAUGGUGACAUUUGAGAAGAAGACAAAUUAUGUUAUACACUUUAGGAACUUACAGCAGGCUAUUAAAAACGGUCUUAUAGUUGAAAAAGUACAUAGAGUUAUUCAGUUCAAUCAGUCGGAUUGGUUGGCUGAGUACAUUAAUUUGAACACUGAAAUGAGGAAAAAGGCUCAGAAUGAUUUUGAGAAAGACUUUUUUAAACUUAUGAACAAUGCUAUUUUUGUCCAAGAGAAAGGAGAUGAAGAUGGAGUCGGUAUCAUAUGA
Messenger RNA from Aphis gossypii (cotton aphid), 462 nucleotides. RefSeq lists its product as uncharacterized. The coding region runs from base 1 to 462 and encodes 153 amino acids. The transcript has 3 exons. The record is from RefSeq and is a predicted model, not a curated record. Lineage: Eukaryota; Metazoa; Arthropoda; Insecta; Hemiptera; Aphididae. Gene Ontology annotation, biological process: DNA replication. Gene Ontology annotation, molecular function: DNA-directed DNA polymerase activity; nucleotide binding; DNA binding.